Rhododendron vialii is the source of this 913-nucleotide messenger RNA. Its product is annotated as small heat shock protein, chloroplastic-like. Lineage: Eukaryota; Viridiplantae; Streptophyta; Magnoliopsida; Ericales; Ericaceae. The transcript has 2 exons. The coding region runs from base 94 to 708 and encodes 204 amino acids. The record is from RefSeq and is a predicted model, not a curated record.
AGAAUUCUGGAGACUUGGAGAAAAAGAAAAGAACAAAGAAGAAAGAACCCUAAAAGAGGAAAACAGCGAUAGAAAAUCUCUCUCAAACUAACUAUGGCUUCGCUAAUGAAUGCGAUCAGGAGAGCCACCACCACUUCAACCCUCUUCACGAAAUUCAACUCUGUUAUUAACCACUGCCACCGCCACCACCCGAACAACAACCGCUUGGCCACGGUGGCCGCAGCUUGUUUGUCGAGUUCGAGGUUACCCCUGCGACGUCCGUUGAGCUCGACGACCAUGUACGAGGAGAACUGCACCAUCACCUCCCAGGGAGGAUCUUUCACCCGGAGCGACGAAUUCCCCAUUCGACGCGGCACCUGUGAUCAGUACAUGGAAAACCCGUUUCAAGUAUCCGGCCCAGGAGGAGCAUACGAGGUCAAAAAAUUGGAAGAAGGUCUGUUUGUUAGGAUGGAGAUGCCAGGGAUUGAGAAGGAAGACCUAAAGCUACGGGUGGAGUACGGUAAUGUGUUCGUAUCGGGAGAGGGUAGGAGGGAAUCGGAGCACGAGGACAGUGGGAGGAGUUACAGUGCCAACAUUGAGCUUUCGUCGAGUUCGUUCGAGCCAAGGAAUAUCACCGCAAGGUUGAAGAAUGGCGUUCUGAGGAUGCUCAUUCCCCUGGCCAAGAAUUUCGAAUCCGCGAGCGGAUCGAGCGAAAUCAAGUGUUCGUGAUUGUGACCGAUUACCCCAACAAAGAGACUCGUGUUCGAGUGGCCUUAACACGUACUAGAAGGCAAAAUAUCUCAUCUGGAAAGUGAAUUUUUUGGGGGGGUACAAUUUUUUGUAGCAAUACUGGUAUGUUUAUGUGGUACUACAAGAUAUUGCACUUCAUUUCAGAUUGCUUCAAAACUUAAUGCCAGAAGAAAACUUUAGUUCA